Molecule: messenger RNA, 1588 nt
Organism: Scylla paramamosain (green mud crab)
Lineage: Eukaryota; Metazoa; Arthropoda; Malacostraca; Decapoda; Portunidae
Gene: Fis1
Product: mitochondrial fission 1 protein-like
Exons: 5
Coding region: 319-774 (151 amino acids)
Biological process (GO): peroxisome fission; mitochondrial fission; mitochondrial fragmentation involved in apoptotic process
Cellular component (GO): peroxisomal membrane; mitochondrial outer membrane
Molecular function (GO): protein binding
Source: RefSeq, a predicted model, not a curated record
AAUUAACCGAAAUUAAUUGACUGAAAUUAAUUGACACAGUAGAAAAUAACAUUCAAGUUUAUCAAAGAAAAGUACACUUAUCACAGAAUAUCCCUUCGGCACUUUUAUAUCCCUUGCGAGGAACAGUGAGUCUGCCGUUAUAAUGCAACAUCUCCCAGUAAAUCCUUAAACUUAUUUCAGCUAGCACCUAACAAACACUGCACUAGAGCCUGUUGGAAACUGUGGAAACGUUGGCGAAUGUGUCUACUGCAAGACUAGCGGCGGCGGCAGCUGGCGGCUGCUGGCCAACACUGGAGAGUUAGCGACCAAACAAACAACAUGGAGGUGGCAGACCUGCUCAGCGAGACCUGCGCUCCUGAGGAUUUAAAGGUAUUUGAAAAACAUUACAAUGAAGAAAUGUGUAAAGGAGAGGUAUCCAGCAAAACGCAGUUUGAAUACGCCUGCUUCCUUGUUCGUAGCAAGUACCCAGCAGACAUCCAGCGAGGCAUCGUACUACUUGAAGAGUUGUACAAACGUCCCGAUGAAGGUGGAAAUCGGGACUUCAUAUACUACUUAGCAAUAGGAAAUGCCAGACUCAAGGAAUAUGAAGUUGCUUUGAAAUAUGCCCAGGGGCUACUGCGCGUUGAGCCCAGCAACAGACAGGUCCUCCAACUCGAAAAAUGUAUUAAAAAGAAGAUGGAAAAAGAUGCUUUGAAGGGAGCAGCCAUAGCAGGAGGAGCAAUCCUAGGUCUGGGGGCUUUGGUGGGCCUUGGUGUGGCUCUGACAAGAAAAUAAUUAGUAUGACUGGAGUUCUAUGAAGCAAAUCCUGUCAUAUUGCCAUAUAUGAACCAUCUUCUCAAUAGUUAACUUGAAAGGUUGUCAGCAUCACUCAUUCCAUAUUUUGAGCAAAUAUAUAUAUAUGUAUAUCAUGUACAAAAGGAAUGUCUUCUGUGAUGUACAAGAUUUGAUUUCACUGAGGAUUUCACUAGUGACAUGACAUAUCCAUUUGAAUAUGUGCAUGUAUUGUUCACUUUUCUGUGUACUCUAGUUAUUGUUGCCUUACUAAAGUUCAUCAGGAAGGUAGCAGUUAUAAGGUAAAAAGUGGUUUGUGUUGGUGACAAGUUCCCAGUGCAUUCACAGUAAUUAUUUUUAUCACAGUAUUCUUUAUUGUCUCAAAGAUUAGCAUACUUAUAUAACUAGUCCAUCAUUAUAUGAACAGAACAGGGAAAUGGUAACGUGUUUACAAUAGCACUGUGCAAGACUCCUUGACAGACAUUGCCACAGCACAGUAAACUGGGCUUAUCUUGCAUGAGUAAAGUGUAUUUAGUUUCCUCAGCUGCUUUCCUGCCUAGUCUUUACUAUGUAGUACUGCAAAAACCUGAAGCCAGUGUUGACACAAAAAUACUUCAUAAUGUGAUAUUUGUACUUUUACAAUAUUGUAAUUUUAUUAAAUGUGUAUAUUAUAUAUUAUAGGAAUAAUACAGAUUCUUGUGUAAAGAUAAGCUAAUGAUGCUUUACAAGUCAGGUGUAAUGCUAGGGGCUUCAUACUUGUAGGAUAACCACACUAAUUUAUUUAUAAAGAAAAAUAUAAAUAAAAAGUUUAGUGAAU